UAUUUAUCGGUUGGCAAACAUUUUGUUUGAUUGAUAUUGAACCAUGUAUGUGUGUUGGGGUAAUUUGAUCUAAAUAACAUAUUGACAAUAUAAGGUAGAAGGACACAUCAAACAUUACAGUCACUGUAGCUACAGCUAGAACACAUUGCCUUGGUAGACCUACUGUUAAAAUAUUAGAUCACCACCCCAUUCCUAGUGCUUAAACCAAUCACCCAGGGCUAUUGUUAGCUAAACUGCUGCUGUGUGGUGAGCUACAGAGUCCCUGGGUGGAUCCAAAUGCUUUCUCACUGCUCCUCCUUCACUAAGCAAGCAACUUCAAGGAGACACGAAACAGAAUAAAGUGGAGAAAAGGAGGAAGUGAGAGAAAGUGGGGGCCAUUUUGGACUGUUUAUGUGAUAUAUUAUAUAUAUAUAAUCUCAAAAGUGGUACUAGCUGUAACAUUAAGUGUGAGUAACUGUUGGUGAGUUACGGUGAGUUUUCAAGCUCUAAAGGCACUUUGAGUGACGACAUUAGACCAUUUCCAUAUUUGUUUUUUAAGGAGUUUUUGUUGCACAUAGGUAUGCUUAUCUAAAGAGCACCAGCUCAUUGUUACUCCCAUUGGAAUUGUAACAUCAUGAUCAUCAUGAUCAGUCACUUCUUAAUACAAUCACAGUUUUUUUUUUUCAGCGGACACUAAAACACUCCUAGAGGGACUGAGUGUGGUUCAGUGAUUAGUACUGAGGCUGUUCCCCUGCCUCAUUCAUCCAACACCCAAGGGAGCCAACAGAGCAGGAAAUGUGUUUCAGUUUAUCAUAAUGAUGACAGCUACGUGAGGAAGACCAUUUGUAUCAAACUUAGAUACUUUAAUACGGCUGAGAUCUUUUUUUACAGUAUUGCACUUUUACAAACUUCUCCAAUUUGAAUAUUUCCAAAGUUGCUUGAACUGUGUCUUGUAAUCUUAUUCCAAUGUUUGUACUGGAGGCAAUCCGAAACAGAGAAUGCAAUUUAAUUAAACUUGAACAUUGUUUAUUUUGAUUAAAUUCUAGCUACAUUGUUUUGUACUGUUUUCACAAGUCAACAUUGUUUAAGCAGUGACAUUACCUGAGCACCCACCAGCAAUACAAACACAGUCCUACUCACGCGCGUUUGACUGAAUGCAGCCUGUGGCUAUUGCCUUUGACAAGCAGCUCUGACAGAUCAGUAUUCAAAUUCAAAGAUCCGUAUUAUUUCUUGUUUUCUUUUCAUUUUACUCCCAUCACUUGCCUCCCCACAUUGUUCCAAAUAAGAGGUGUGUGAAAGAGACCACCCAGCACUCUCCUCAUGAAUUAUUCAAAGUAUAAGAUGUGAAAGUAUCAUGGUAGGAUAAUUAAUCAUACAACAAAAUAUAGAUGAAGGGUAUGUUUUGUUGCUCAAGUUUGGCUUGUUUUGUUUUUGGCAAUACAUGAAACUCGUAACAGAGCUGGGAAAAAAUGAACCGUGUCACUCAUUACUGUACUGUAAACAACUUAAUAUGUGACAUCAAAUCAAGCUUAUUGUCACAUACACAAUCAUACACAGUACAGCGUUUAGUGAAAUUCGUUCUCUGCAUUUAAUCCAUCCAAAGUAUUAGGAGCAGUGGGCAGCCACUGUGCAGUGCCCGGGGACCAACUCCAGUUCUAAGUGCCAGUGCACAGGUCAAGGGCACUGACAGGAAAAUUAACCUAAUAUACAUGUUUUUGAUAGUGGGGGAAACCGGAUCAGCCGGAGGAAACCCACGCAAUCACUGGUAGAACAUGCAAACUCCACGCAGAAAGGCAAUUCACAUUUAUCUAGAGGAACCAGAGCCCAGAAGGUUUGGGGUCCAGCAGAAAAUCAACCUAGACAGACCUAAUGUGGAUGGUCUAAAACCAGUAGAGCACUUAACCACCUUUUGCGUGUGAACUAACAGAUUUCAUUAUCAGUUAAUCUGUUGAUUAUUUUCUUUAUUAAUCGAUGAAAUGUUUGGUCUAUAAAACAUUAGAAAACAAUGAAAAAUGCGCAUCACAAUUUCACGGAGCUCAAGGUAAUAUCUUCAACUGUCUUGUUUUGACCGAUCAACAGUCCAUAACCAAAAUAUAUUCAGUUUACAAUGGUAUAAAACAGAGAAAAGCAGCAAAUCCUCAUAUCUGACCAACUGGAACCAGAGGAUGAUUAGAGUUUUUGCUCGAAAGAAAUUAUGACUGAAACGAUUUAUUGAUUAUCAGAGUUAUUGUAAUUUUCUAGCAACUGAUUAAUUGACAGCUCUCUUUUUUUCUCUCCUAUACAAAUUCCUAUACAAAGAAGCUGUUAUUUGGUAGACUACAUCAGUACAUUUAUUAUUUAUUUAUUAAUUAUGUCUCAGAUUAAGUCCAAACUAUAGCCCGACUGACACUGGAUUUUUGUGGCUGAUGACAAUGCAGAUAUUUAGGAGUUUAAAAAAAUGUGAUUGUUUUUGUUUGGUUUGUUUUUGCAUUUGUUUUGUUUUUUACAUGAAUGCAGAAACAUAUAUUCCUUCAAUCUGUUUUCAUGAAGAAUUUCAGUCUGGCACUAGUCACAAUGUAAAUAACGGUGACAAAACUAAGAAUACGAAUAUGCAAACCAUUCUUUGUCAUUUAUGUGAUUGCUGCAUUUAAGUGAUGAUACAUGAUACAUGCCAGCUGUAUCCUUACAAAAGUAUUAGGCUAUUAAAGUUCAUGACAAAUUUUAACUAUAUAUGGGAAUGGAAAUAGAAAGAUAGCACUAUACAAAUGUUUGAUCAUCAUACCGAUAUCAUUUUGAAUAUACGUGCACAUACUACACUGUAAAUAUCAUAUUAUAUUCAUUAUUUCUGAAAAAGAAUGGCCAAUUGGCAAUAUGUUCCAGGCAUAGCUUGGGCACUUGGUCUCUUUUUAUGCUUCUUUAUAGCUGCUCAGGAGAAAUCAGGAAUGGAUAAGUGGGGGGAAAUAAAAUGAAGAACAAUUUCACUGAUAUUCUAAACUUGAUGCAAGCUUUAGGAAAUCUAUCCCACAGUGUUCGAAGUGAACGUUAACAGCAUGAAGCACCAUAAAUGCAAUAUUGACUGAGACAUUGCAGACAAGAAUCAGCAGUCAUUUUGGACAUUAUCUUUUGCCACCUGCUGUAUCCUUUAUUUUAUUUUGUUGCUGUUCUUCUACAACAACCGAGUCACAUGAUCUGAUCAAUAUUCAAUACGGCUUUGUGAUCCUUGCAUGGACUAUAAUCCCAUGGGAGAACCAUAUUGGAUAGCUAAUAAUAGCAAGCUAUAAAAGCAGUCAAACCAUUCCAAGCCUGCUUAGAUUUGUCCCCUGAGAGAUCAUUGACCCUUUGUAAACCCUCUGUAACUGCUGAGACUAAGUUAUGUACUGAACUACUAACAUCAGAUCAGAACAGGAAAGUCAAGUGGAUUUAACUUCGUGAGUAUUUGUUUAUUGUCCCCAGCUUUUCAAUUUUUGUACAGUGGUAGCCGAGCUUUCUAUCUGCAUAUGCAAACAAAAACAUCUGAACAUCUGCAUUGAUUUCUAUUAUCUUCCAUUUUACUACUGUAAAUUGUACUUCUAAAGGUGGCAGAUGACCCUAGUAGAUUGGAAAACAACAUGGAAAAUUUACAAAAUGCUUUAUGCCUAUUUGUAAAUGUAACCUUUAAAAAGUAUACAGUAAAUACUCUAUUUUAUAAACCAUUAUCAUUUAUUUGUGAAGAAAGAAGAAAAAGAAAAGAAACUGUACUUAAAUUAAUUUGAAUUUUAAAAAUGUAUCUGCAUGGAUUGUCAAUAUCAACACUGUAUAAUACUUUGAACCUUUGCUGAUAUGAGUGUGAAUAUACCAUUGAUCCAUUGGAGUCAGUUAAUACACCAUUACCUUUCCCCUGACUGUGUUUGAAAUACCAGUGUAAAGCGAAAUAAUCAUAUAUGUAUCUUUUAAAGCCUCUUUUUUUUUUCUUACACCUUACAUCAGAAGAUGACUGAGACUAUAUUAGAGAGAAAAAUAUGGAAGCAGAUAUCAAGGGCUGAUAUUAAGGACUACAUGAAGCUACAUUGUGUUUUUCGAGGCGCUACACGCUGCCGAAUUGAAAGGAGUUUAAUGGCACUGAGCUGCAAGGUCAGAGGCCAGAUCUCUUGAUUGGGUGAGGAGAGGGAAAACCAAAGAGGAGGGAGAGAGGGGAAGACAAAGAGGGAGACAUCGAGGAACAGGCACACGCAGAAAAUAAUAGCACAAGUGAAUGAGAUUUAAAACAUGGACGAGAGGACGAGAUGGAGAGAUGUCUUGCAGAUAUUUGUACAAGAUUUCUUGCCAAGUAUACUGAAACACUGUUGGGACGUCACGGAGAUGCAUGGAGCCGUGACAGAAUGGUCGACUGUAUAAGCAAAGUCAUGCUGCACACGGCCGUCUCAUGCUGGCAACCAUUCCUGGGACUGGCCCUCGUGGCUGUCUUUGUGGGUUCUUCCCUGGGAUGUCCUUCACGCUGCGAGUGUUCGGCGCAGAGCAAGGCAGUUGUCUGUCACCGCAAGCGCAUGCCCAGCAUCCCGGACGGCAUCCCAACAGAGACCAGGAUCCUUGACCUGAGUAAGAACAAGCUGACAAUGAUCAACCCUGAUGACUUUGUUGCCUUUCCUGGGCUUGAGGAACUUGAUCUCAGUGGAAAUAUUAUCAGUUAUGUUGAGCCUGGAGCUUUCAAUGCCCUGUUUAACAUGCACUUGCUCAGUCUCAAGAGCAAUCGUAUCAAACUCAUUCCUCUGGGCGUCUUCACAGGCUUAACAAAUCUUACCCGACUAGAUAUAAGUGACAACAAGAUUGUGAUCCUCCUGGAUUACAUGUUCCAGGACCUGCACAAUCUAAAGUUUUUGGAAGUGGGUGACAAUGAUCUGGUUUACAUUUCUCACCGUGCAUUCAGUGGACUUUUAAGCCUGGAGAUGCUAACCUUAGAAAGGUGCAACCUUACAGUUGUACCCACUGAAGCCCUUUCCCACCUACACAACCUGGUCAGCCUCCAUCUACGAUACCUCAGCAUCAGCACUUUGCAUCCUUACUCAUUCAAAAAGCUGUUCCGGCUGCGGAAUUUAGAAAUUGAUAAUUGGCCUUCACUAGACCAUGUGCCAGCCAAUACCCUGCAUGGCCUAAACCUGACCACCCUGUUCAUAACCAACACCAACUUGUCCUCAUUCCCUUACCAAGCCCUGAAGCAUCUGCCCUACCUGACACACCUCAACAUGUCCUACAACCGCAUUAGGCACAUUGAAGGGGGGAUGCUGAUGGAACUGGUUCGGCUUCAAGAGCUCCAUCUGGUUGGAGCUCAGCUAACCACCAUUGAACCGUAUGCCUUCCAGGGCCUGCGGGGGCUCAAAGUCCUCAAUGUCUCUCACAACCGACUGGAUACACUGGAGAAGGGUGUUUUUCAGUCUCCUGAGGCUCUGGAGGUUCUUCUGAUUGACAACAACCCCUUGGUGUGCGACUGUCGUCUCAUGUGGAUCCUACAGAAAAGGCACUCCAUCUUCUUUGGGGAUUCACAGCCGGAGUGCAGCACACCUGAAGGUAUUCGUGGCAGGCCUUUUAAGGAGUUUAAGGAGACUCUCCUGUCUUAUUAUGUGACAUGUACCAAGCCAAAAAUUCGUGAGAAUAAAACUCAAACGAUCACUGUGGAUGAGGGUCAGCAGGCGAUGUUGCCCUGCAGUGCUGAGGGGACACCAAGGCCCAUUGUGUCCUGGUUGUCCCCACGUCGACGAGUUCUGACAAGUAGGAACCAUGGUCGAGUUACCGUCCACAACAAUGGUACACUGGAGAUCAAGUCAGCAGAGGUACAAGACAGCGGCGUGUACCUUUGCCUUGCCUCCAACACUGCUGGGAAUGACACCCUGAUGACUUCAUUGGCGGUGAAAAGUCUGGGAUCGCUGUACGCUAACAGAACCCAGUACUACACAGAUCCCAGCAAUACUACUGCCAAUGGGACGGCUGGUGUGACCCUCGGUUUAGACCUAAAGACUAUUUUAGUGUCAACAGCUAUGGGUUGUUUCACAUUCCUGGGAGUGGUCUUGUUUUGUUUCCUGCUUCUUUUUGUUUGGAGCAGAGGGAAAGGAAAACAUAAAAACAACAUUGAUGUUGAAUAUGUGCCUCGGUCAAAGUCUAACGGCACUAACGUUGACUCGGCAGAGGGACAAGCUGGUCCUCGUCGUUUUAACAUGAAAAUGAUGUGACUUCCUAUAUAGAACCAAGAUUCUGGAUUUUGGAAAUUCCUAAAGUACAAUGUAUUUUUUUGAAAAUCGGACUACUGAACUCACUGCUGCAGAGGGAGUGGUAGUGAAAACGUUUGAGGCAUCAUAACAAGAUGAGCAGUACCUUGAAUCACUGGAUCUUGACAUAACGCUUGGAUACUGUGUUUCAAAUACCGAAAAUCGUAAUACGACAUCCACUUACAUAAUUGCCAUUGGGCAACUUCUUCAGCGUGGAUGAGGAGUGAAAACUAUUGCCUCCAUGGGGACCUGAAGGGUAUAGGUGUCAUUUAUCAGCUUUUUGAAAUUUAUAUACCCAAAAAGGACAUUUCAGUUUUGGGUUGGAUCUACAGACUCUGCUGAACCAUGUACAGUAGAAAUUUGUAUCUAAGCUAUUAACCUUCUUUGUUUAGUCUUGCGCCAUGCUUAUUCACUGAACAAAUCAAUGAAACAGACCAUAAUUUCCUAUGUUCAAUACGUUGCAUAUGUGUACCUAAUGCUUCAUUAUGUACAUGUAUGUACAUAUUCAUUCAAAAGAACUAUUCAUAGCAAUAUUCGUGGGAUGCAUUAGCCAACAUUGAUAUACCCCGUAUGUUCAGCAACAACAUUCUUCAGACUUUAAGUUUCCAUGGAUUCAGGAAGGGCUUCUGUGGGUGAUUAUCUGUCCCUGCUCCCCCAAUUGACUCCUAGAUAUUAACAAAUAUAUAUUAUUUAUCAAUGAAAAUAGAAGAAAAAAGAUUGUAUUUAUGAAAAAUGUGCAUUUUGCAAAAAUCAGUCCUCAAACACUGUUCAGGAUCUAACAUAAAACUUGGAUCAUGAUAAAGAUAACCCAGUAUUGGUCAAAGUACCUACAUGAACCACCUUUUUGUCCCAUUUUUGUCUCUUUUUAUUACUUUAACUGUACCUUUACUGGCUGGCAAAAUACAUGUGUCAAUUUUACUACAGUGACAUUUGCAUAAUUUUCCCCAGUAGGAAAUUUGGACUUUGUUGUGGUAGUUCCUCAUUUUGUUGUUGAAUCAUUUAGAUUGUGAAAACUUCAAAGUAAAAGUUAAAAAAAAAUGUAUGUGAAAUAAAUGAAGAUGUAUUUGUA
Messenger RNA from Siniperca chuatsi (mandarin fish), 7263 nucleotides. RefSeq names its product leucine rich repeat and Ig domain containing 2 (gene lingo2). Bases 4221 to 6158 code for a protein of 645 amino acids. Gene Ontology annotation, cellular component: plasma membrane. The transcript has 2 exons. Gene Ontology annotation, molecular function: protein binding. The record is from RefSeq and is a predicted model, not a curated record. Lineage: Eukaryota; Metazoa; Chordata; Actinopteri; Centrarchiformes; Sinipercidae.